Messenger RNA from Musca domestica (house fly), 3266 nucleotides. RefSeq lists its product as uncharacterized. The record is from RefSeq and is a predicted model, not a curated record. NCBI's taxonomy places the organism in Eukaryota, Metazoa, Arthropoda, Insecta, Diptera, Muscidae. The transcript has a single exon. The coding region runs from base 801 to 2927 and encodes 708 amino acids.
GUCAAUUGGAGUUCAAGGCGGAUAAUUUGUUUACAAAACUAAAUUGUGUGUACCGUUUUUCGAUACUCGUAGUAGGCAUUUAAAACGGCUUGUUUUGAUAAAGGUGUUGGCGCUUUGAACCCGCGCACUUCUAGCGUAAAUUACAAUUAGCCGCAUAACAUUCAGUCGAUACCACCAUCGCGUAGCUGGGUUACCUUAGCCGGGCAUUUGUAUGCAGCAAGUGUUGUACGUGUUUACAUCAACCGACGACAAUGGUAGUAAUGGUUGUUGUUGUAGUGGCGGUAGCGAUGUUUGCGGUGAGGGCAACAACAACGGCAAAACUUUCGCUGCAUUCUCAUUCGCAUGUGCUGGUUGGUGGCCAGCAAGCAACAUGUUCGAUGUCAUACCGACAGCGAAAACAACAAAACACUGCGUUGCUUAACAUUUUGCUCGCCCCAUGCUUCGAACCGCCACUGUGGAAUUGAGGAAUAAUUCCGUGUAUCGGCAACAGUUGUGCGCAUGCGCACUGCAACCCAUUGAAGCUUCCAAUCAGUCUGACAAAAGACGCGAUUGCCGAACAUUGAUUAAAAAAUAUUUACGCGAGUUUAACAAACGGAAAACAGGCAAAAUAAAAUAUUGUUUAGCUUGAAAUGGAAAGUGUGCUUCUCGGAUUGGAGGCCUGAGCGUGUUGAAAUAAAACGAUUAAAAACAUAGUGAGGGAAAUAAAGAGUGAUUUCAAGCGAAGCGUUAUUUAAGUAGGCCGAACAUUUUAUUGUGAAAAGAAUGCGAGUUCGUUUUAAUUGACUGUCCGCCCAGAGAGAAUGGAUAAAUUUUAUGUGAAACCGAAAAGAGGGCUUAAGGCGGCCCAAACCCCUGGCGGAAGUUUGGUGGCUACAUCACGAAAAUCGCCGGACGUAAAUCCUGCCACCGUGUCUAGUAGACCCACUGGUGUUGGGAAGUUUUAUUCCAAAAUCAGACACACCAUCGAGGACAAUUUAACGCCAAAGAUAAGCGGAAAACUGUACAAGGCUGGAAAGCAUUCCAAGUCCAUGACCGCUUUGAGUUCUUUGGACUCAUCGAUGGGCAAAUACACAUUGACGAAUAAAAAUUCGCAGCCAUUGGAAACGAAGGCGGAAGCAAAGGAGUUCCGUGCUAAAGCUGCCAAAACGGUGUCAUUGUCGACGACAUCACCCAGCGAUAACACACCCAGCAUUUCCAGUUAUUUUGCCCAGAGACCCUCCUCCUAUGUAGAGAGCGAUGAGGACGAAACACAGUUAAGCUUGAAUUUGGUCAAAACUUCGUUGGAAGACGAAAUAUUUGAGGAGCUGGAGAAGGUGGCCCACGAUGAAAGCAAAUUGAAUGCAGUUCUAAAGACCUUUGAUAAAAUUGUGUUCGAUUACAACGACCCCCUUCUGCAAGCCACGUCGAGCGAUAAGGUUCUAGAUGAAAAAAAACCGCUGGAAGACACAUUAAAUAUUGGCUUAACGACUGCGGAAGAACCUAUGCAAACACUGACCAACCCCACCCCUGACAAAGCGAGUAGCGAUAAGACAUCCACAAAUGAGGAAUUACCCGGACCGCAGCCGCCGAAUCCGAAUCCGAAACAGACAGAUUGUCGCCAUCACACCGACACCCAGAAGCUACAAAAAUCUUCAUCAUGCCUCUCGCUAACGCGUCGCAAAUUGUAUCAGUCGCCCGAUUCGCCUUGUCUGCGACAAAUGCAACACAAUUUCAUUCAACAGCAAAAACGAAAGUCAACGUCUGUGUGGGAAUUGACCAAUUCGACAAAGAUUCCAAUCCUCAAGACACUGCCGCUACAGAAGAGAAGCAAAAGUUUUAGUUAUUUAAAUACGAGUUCGCCGUUCCAUUCCGGAGAGGAGACCAGCGCAAUUGGAUCCGCAAAGUCCGCCAAGGCGGCGACGGCGGAACAGGAAGAUAGUGGUCUUAAAACGUCAGCAGUAACCAAACGUAUGAACCGAACGGCCAAGUACGUCAAUGUGAGGCCUUCAGUCAGAAGCAGUGAUACCUCCUUAAAUGGCACGGCUGUUCGAGUGGGGAAGGAUACACAGGCAAAAAGAGGUACAGGUGAACAAAAUUCUGCCGUACCCAAAAGAACGAACUCCAAUUCAAGUUUGUCGACGAGAAAAAAUAUAUCGGCCGGGUCAUCAGCAGCACCCAUCACUCCGCCCAGACGUAGCCGGACAAGCGAUGAGCUUUUGGAUAAGUGCUUGGAAAAGGGUCAACAGAUACUACGUAAAGUAGAAUCGCUGAACACCCAGCAACGGCCCAAAUGCUCGGCCGUCAGCAGCAACAACAAAUCUGUGGUGCGCAUUAAGUCGUCCGGUGGCGGUAAAAACUCUACGUUGAGGCGUAAAAGGUUCCAGCCCAAGCUUAACUAUGCCAACGAAGAUAAGAUUUCGCCACCCUCAUUGGAAUCCUGCAAAAUAAUACCGCCCGAUUUUACGGCCAACGCCAACAAGCAUGCCGAACUUCUGGUGAAUGUCGUCCAAGUCAGCAGCGCCCUACGUCCGUUGCCUCAGCGCCAGGUAUCCACCGACAGUGGCAUUGCCACCGUGAGCGCCAUAAAUUAUUUGGAUUCUGUGCCGUCCCCACUGUCACUGAAGACCAAGGAAAUUGAAUCGUCCUGUUCCGAUUCUGAUGAUUCUGGCCAUAUUUCAAACGAGAAUAUGGAAGUUACCAAUAAUCAUCAGCCAUCGAAUGCUUCCUCCAUUACAAGUCUUAACGACGAUUCAGCUGUAGUGGGCAAGGACGAUGGCGAUGGCGACUACACGGUUGGCGGAGACUCGCCACGGCAGUUGCUAAUUACAACGAAUCAGCGUGUGUGCACCACUUGCCGCAUUGCCCAAGUCGAAUCGGUUCAAGUCAUUCGGACACAUGUUGAAAUAUUUCCUAACUUCACCAAAGAGGUAACUAUCCGGCUACAAUAGUCGUCUGUGGGUGGCAAGGAAUGGAAUGGAGUGGAGUGGUAGUUUGUUAGUUUCAAUUUGGACAUGCAAUAUUUUGGUUUUUAUUUAUUUUUUAUUUUUAAUGUAAUUUAUUGUUGUUGUCUUCAAUUGGUCGUAUUGUUAUAGAAUGUAUUACACAAACGCUCGUAUAUAUGCACCUUAAAAAACUAAGUAUGUAUGUAUGUAUUUCGUUCAGUAUUUCAUAUUUGUUUGUUUAUAAUUUGUAUAUUUUAUCGCACAUUUGUGUACAUAUAAAUAUUUUUUUUACUUUAAUAUAUGUAUUUAUUUGUUAUACAAAAAAUUAAAAAAAAUGAAAAAAAA